This is a messenger RNA of Aspergillus udagawae, 447 nucleotides long. RefSeq names its product 40S ribosomal protein eS19. Gene Ontology annotation, cellular component: cytosolic small ribosomal subunit; ribosome. Gene Ontology annotation, biological process: translation; ribosomal small subunit assembly. The coding region runs from base 1 to 447 and encodes 148 amino acids. Lineage: Eukaryota; Fungi; Ascomycota; Eurotiomycetes; Eurotiales; Aspergillaceae. The record is from RefSeq and is a predicted model, not a curated record. Gene Ontology annotation, molecular function: RNA binding; structural constituent of ribosome. The transcript has 4 exons.
AUGGGUGGUGUCACCGUUCGCGAUGUGGACGCGCAGAAGUUCAUUGCUGCCUACUCUGCUUUCCUGAAGCGUCAGGGCAAGCUCCCCAUCCCUGGAUGGGUUGACACUGUCAAGACUUCUUGCUCCAACGAGCUCCCUCCCCAGGACGCCGACUGGUACUACGUCCGCGCCGCUGCCGUUGCCCGUCACAUCUACAUGCGCAAGACCGUCGGUGUCGGCCGCCUGCGCAAGGUCCACGGCUCAACCAAGAACCGUGGCGCCCGCCCCAACCACCACGUCGAUGCCUCCGGCUCCGUCGACCGCAAGGUCAUGCAGUCUCUCGAGAAGAUCGGUGUCCUUGAGUACGAUGAGGAGAAGGGCGGUCGCCGCAUUACCCAGGCCGGCCAGCGGGAUCUUGACCGGAUUGCCAAGACCACCGUUGACGAGGAGGAGGAGGACGAGGAGUAA